Messenger RNA from Colletotrichum godetiae, 533 nucleotides. RefSeq names its product DASH complex subunit Dad4. The record is from RefSeq and is a predicted model, not a curated record. Gene Ontology annotation, cellular component: mitotic spindle; DASH complex. NCBI's taxonomy places the organism in Eukaryota, Fungi, Ascomycota, Sordariomycetes, Glomerellales, Glomerellaceae. The transcript has 5 exons. The coding region runs from base 87 to 305 and encodes 72 amino acids. Gene Ontology annotation, biological process: attachment of spindle microtubules to kinetochore.
UCUGAGUUAAGUCAUCUGCGAUUGUGGUGGGGUCCUUUUGACCGAGUAAACAAACACAUCACAACCACAAAUACCUGCCCGUCAAAAUGGAGAGCCCUCAUGAGCACCAACAGAACCUGCUGCUUUCUCGCAUCAUAACCAAUGUUGAGAAACUCAACGAGGCCGUCAUGGUCAUGAACAGGUCACUGCAGGAGAUCAAUAUUGAGAACAUGAACGUUGAACUCGUCGCUCAAAUGUUCAAGAACUACCAGUCCAAUGUCUUGUUCCAUCUCGAGGCUACGGACAACCUGAAGCCGCCUGCUUAAGGAUUGCAGAACCCGUGAUUACGCGUUGGGAGCAUGGAUGAGGAAUGAGACAAGAUUGAUGACAUUUCCAGGCGCAAUUCACAAGUCUUAGAGCAGAUACCCCUUGAGAAGCCAAUUCUGAAGAGUAACUUCAGAAUCCUGAAUAAACAGUAUUUUUUGCAGUAUCUUCCAUUUUCCAAAGGCCAUGGAAACUUUGAGGUUGGCAGAUCUUGCAAGUGAAUUUGAAUG